GAUGAUUAUCUGGUUUGCUGCGAGAAAUUAUUCGUUUACCUUUAUCGUUACGGUAGUAAAGAUGUGAAACGCUUCAAAUAUAUUGGCAAAGCGGAUUUUAUGGAUUCGUCGAUGCUCGAAUUCACCAGCGUUACAGCCUGUGGUGACAAAGUGGCAGCAGCAAUCUCAUUCGGCCGAGUUUUUAUAUGGUUGGUAGCGAAGAAAGUGCUGUUGGAAAUGAGCUUUUGA
Molecule: messenger RNA, 228 nt
Organism: Gongylonema pulchrum
Lineage: Eukaryota; Metazoa; Nematoda; Chromadorea; Rhabditida; Gongylonematidae
Source: the annotation of a GenBank genome assembly